AAACUCCACAGUGGCGCGUGACAUCUUAGCGCGUGGGAAUAGUACCGUAUGUUUGUCUCAGAAUAAUCUCAGAUAACGUAGUUUUCUGAUUGGACCGAAAAAUAGGGUAAAGGUGGCAUCUUUACUAAAACCCAGAUAGGGAGAGAGACUAGGGUUUUAGAAUUAGCUGUCAAAAUUGAAGCUUGAUCAUCCAAAAUGGUGGCGGCGCUCAGAUUAGGGUACCCAAUUAUCUGUAGAUUGAUUUCUUCCAGGACCAAAAGUCUGGGUCUUGGAAAUCUAAAACCCUCCAAUUUUUCUGUUCAAAGUCAAUUGCUUCACAGACCCGUCAGCUCAGAAAUCUCAAAGCAAGCCAAUUUCACUGUCACUUACCUCAUAAACUCAUGUGGGUUGUCCCCAGAAGAUGCAAAGUUGGCAGCUAGUAAGGUAGAGUUGCAAUCCCAAGAAGGAGCGGACUCUGUUUUGGCUCUUUUGAGCAGCCAUGGCCUCUCUGAAACCCAGAUCUCAAAGGUGGUCAAGUCACACCCAAGAGUCCUUUUAGCUGAUCCUGAGAAAACCCUUUCACCCAAGAUUGAGUUUUUCAGCUCUGUUGGGCUCUCAAGGGUGGACCUUGCCAGAGUUCUAAGUUUUAAUCCACAUCUUUUGUCAAGAAGCUUGGAGAAUCAAAUUGUGCCCUCCUAUAAUUUCCUCAGGAAUAUGAUUUCCAAGGAGAAUGUUGUGGCGGUUCUGAAGCGCAGGUCUUGGAUGUUCUUGGAGAAUCAUUCCAGGAAUGUGAUGCCAAAUAUUGAGGCUUUGAGAGAGUUGGGUAUGCCCAGAGCAUGCAUUUCUCUGUUGCUUGCUCAUGACACCCAAGUGUUGAUGCACAAUCAUGAUGAGCUUGUUCAGCUUGUGAAUGAGGUCAGGGGGAUGGGAUUUGAUUUGAAGAAGUCAACUUUUGUUGUUGCACUGAGAGCAUUGUGUGGGAAGAGCAGUAGGGCCAUAUGGAAUCGAAAUCGCGAGAUUUACAAGAGGAGUUGGGGUUGGUCUGAUGAUGAUGUUAUCUCUGCUUUUAGGAAGAGCCCUCAGUGUAUGAUUUUGUCUGAGAAGAAGAUUAUGCAGACAAUGGAUUUUCUGGUGAAUAAGAUGGGAUGGUCUGCAUCAAUGAUUCCCACAUAUCCUGUAAUUUUGUGUUUCAGUUUGGAGAAUAGGAUCAUCCCGAGGUGUUCGGUUGUCAAAGUUUUGAUGAAGAAAGGAUUGGUAGAUGAAAAUGUGAGUCUGGCUUAUGCGGUGCUGCCCGCAGAGAAGCAAUUCUUGGAGAGGUUUGUGACCAGAUAUCUCAGCCAAGUGCCUAACCUGUUGAGUGUGUAUGAAGGGGAACUUGAUUUGCAGGAUGUAUGAUCUUUUGGGUAGCUUCGAGUUCUGAUUGGUGUUUGAUGCUGCACUAACUCAAAUACUCAAUGGUAGCAGCUACUUUGAACCGUAGUAUAAGUCAUUGGAGUGCUGGAACAUGGCUGGCAGAAGUGUAUGAAGAUUCAAUAUCAGCCUUUGCACGGUCACCAGUUCAUUGAUUACAGUGAGUGUCACCUCGGCCAGUUAUGGCUAAGGGUCUGAUGGCUUUGCCAUAUUGAAUAGAAGUCAAAAGAGUCGGGUCAUAUAUUGGUCUCAAGUUAGAACACACGCGAUAACAAAUGUUUCUGAUAUACUACCUUCUAUAACAUAUCAUGUUUCUAUUUUUAAGUUCAAAUCAACAAAUUGAGAACCAUUGUUAGCGUCAUGUUUCUCUUUAAGUAGCACCAGUCUUGCUUAGUUGAUUAUCCUGGGAUAUACGUGCUAGAGUGAGGAACAAACUUUACAUGCUUUAAGCGAGCACCUAAUCAUAAAGAUCUUACAUUAUCAGAAAUAUCGUCCUGAAGUGAUUGGUCUGUGCACACAAUUUGUUUUUUACCUAUGAUGAAUCAGUCGCCGAAAGCCUUGGUGGCGGAAAGGAUAUUUUUUUGUGCUAUUGGGUUUAUAGUGAAAGCUAAAACAGAACUGUUUAUUCAGCAAACAUCAAUUUGAGGCUUCAAAUAGAUGACAAAGUAGGGAAGUGAAUGCUGCAGCCGAUUGUGUUGUGUCAUUGGCUUCAGUGUUGGAGUUCUCCCUGGACUGGGUUCAUAACCCGCCUCCCUUCCCUUCAUACCUUGUUAUCUGAAGUUCUGCUCCCUGGUGAGGGCUUUGUUCAUGUGGUUUUCUUUCGUUUUUUUUUUUCUUUCUCUUUUGUUGUGAUGUUUUCCAAUAUGGAGAAGUUUGUGGAACCUGGAGCUAUAGUUUGUUUGAUUAAAAGAUAUCGUGUAACAAGACUGAUUCUACUUGAAGACUACGAAGCUUUAUCGUCUUUACAUAAUGAUCCUGGUAUUUAAAAUAGUUGCUUUUUAAAAGCAGAGAAAUGUAAAGAUCUACAGUCCAAAGCAUGGCAUUUCUGUAUUUCUGUCUGGUGGUGGAGAAAUGAUGUCCGUCUAAAGUUCUACACUUCUACUUGGUUUUGCAAUGGGCCGAAGAUAUAGAGUUGUUCACAGGAUAAUUGAUUCGCAGUAAGAUUUAAUUCUGUCAUGAACUGCAGAAACUUGGUUUUGAGAAGGCCAUCUUAUUGUAUAAACUAUCAUAACAAAUACACUGAAGUGUGACUGAAUGUACUAUCUUAUUCUGACUUUAUAAGCAUA
Messenger RNA from Rosa chinensis, 2675 nucleotides. RefSeq names its product transcription termination factor MTEF18, mitochondrial. The coding region runs from base 196 to 1374 and encodes 392 amino acids. NCBI's taxonomy places the organism in Eukaryota, Viridiplantae, Streptophyta, Magnoliopsida, Rosales, Rosaceae. Gene Ontology annotation, biological process: regulation of DNA-templated transcription; chloroplast organization. The record is from RefSeq and is a predicted model, not a curated record. The transcript has 2 exons. Gene Ontology annotation, molecular function: double-stranded DNA binding. Gene Ontology annotation, cellular component: chloroplast.